AAUCGAAAUUCGAAAUUCCGAGUUUGACGUUCACACUUCACACAUUUGACAAACUGACAUUUGCAUAAAGUUUAUUUAUUUAAAUUUUUAUUAAUUAACAUCAAACCGUAUUUACAAACAACGAUAGAAAUCAAAUAGAUCUGUCAUGCCUUUGUCGUACGAUACUAUAGUAGUGGGGCUGGGUGCGGCGGGGGCCACCGCUGCGGCGACGUUGGCGCGCGCUGGGCGACGCGUGCUGGCGUUGGAGGCGCAGGACAGGGUCGGUGGACGAGUGAAGACUGUGCCCUUCGGUGACGGAGUUGUGGAGGUCGGUGCUGAAUGGAUCCAUGGCACUGACAACAGUAGAGUCUACGAUAUAGCUGUGAAGAACAACAUAUCUCUGGUACCCCAGGAACUGACCAUGAAUGUGUUCAAAUCCAAUGGCGAAGUCGGUGAAAGUGAUCUAGUCAACGAACUGCUUAUGUUCUGUCUGGGGGUCGUAGAGCACCCCCCCAAAGACCCUGAACCUUUGGGAAGUUUCAUCACUAGAAGAGUAAAGGAGUAUUUAAAAGAAAAUCAUCCAGAGGUGUUGAACGACAAGGAUUUUGUGGACGAAUUCCUCGAGUUCAUGAACUUGGUCAUCAACAACUAUGAGGCCACCAAUGACUGGAACGAUUGCAGCGCACAAACUAACUACACCGAGUUACCUGGACACCAGCAUGUGAGCUGGCACAGAUAUGGAUAUAAGACGUUCUUUGAUAUACUGUUGAACACGUUUAGCAACGGUCCGGGCUGGCCGACAUUGGACAUCAAACUGAACAUGGUAGUAGCACAGAUAAUAUGGCCGAAAGACUGCACCGGACAAGUGAAGGUAGUCAGCAAAAAUGGCGACACGUUCACAGCGGACAACGUAAUAGUGACAGUGUCGCUUGGAGUGUUGAAGGAGAAACACGCAGAUAUAUUCUACCCCCCAUUACCGAAAGACAAAGUGGAAUCCAUUGAAAGGAUACCCAUGGGUUUGAUGGGUAAAAUUAUUGUCAGUUUCGAAAACCCCUGGUUACCCAGCGGUGUGUUUUACGGGUUUCUGUGGAGAGGGGUCGACAAGGCGGGGGUCAGUGACGAAGAUUAUUGGACGACCAGGAUUUUUGGAUGCAGCACUCCUAUGGGUUCUAAAACUGCGUUAACUUUUUGGACUAGCGGGGAUGUUGGGAAAAUGGUAGAAACUUUACCAGAAGAUGUAGUCAAAAGGAAAGUUAUGGAAUUGUUGCGAAAAUUCAUGGGAAAGGCGAACAUACCGGAGCCGACGGGGAUUAUUAAGUCGAGUUGGUACUCCAACCCUUACACUAGGGGCAGUUACACGUAUGACAACCUGCUGGUCACCCAGUACCCGAACGCGCGCGCGACCCUCGCGGAACCCUUGCGAGACGUCGCGGGAACCCUCAGGGUACUAUUCGCGGGUGAAGCCACAGACUCUACAUACUUCUCCACAGUGCACGGAGCGAGCGACUCCGGUUACAGGGAGGCUAUGAGACUACUGCCCAGUAGUAAGAUAUAGGAAGAAUGUAAAAUAGGGAUGAUGACAGUUUUUUAAAUUGUAUAUAAAUGAAGAGUAUGCUAAUAGUAAAGCAAUUUUGUAAAAGUAACAGGGUAUCUGCGAUCAUUACUUUCGGAGCUACAGGGAUUUAAAGGGUCAGAUUUGAGGCGCUGCCGCGGAUCCCUGAAAAACUCCCCAUACAAAAUGGCUCGAACUAAUGACGUCAUAGGCAAUGUAAUGAUCGUUAGAUUUGUAUGCGCGUUCAAACAAAAUUACUAAUAUCUUUGUUAUUUGUGCGUUUAUGCUUAUAGUUCAUAUAUUAAAAAAUGUCACAUUUAAUGUAAGGAAGCUAAAACUGUAUGAAUUUUCAUCUAAUUACGAUAAAAUACUUUUAAUAGAUUUUGAAAUUUUAUAAUCUCAUUUAUUUUGCAAAUAUCCAGACAAUCAUUGCUUUUUAUGUAUAAAUUAGUUAACAUUGGCCUUAUUUACCCGAAUGUAUCAUAAAAAUCAAUAUAUUCAAACCUAGUCAUCAUCCCCAUUGUUGUGUUCAUAUUAUGUUUUUAUUUUCUUUCUUUUUGGAACACAGUUCUAGGUUAGACGGAAAAAAUUAAGACCAAAAAUUGUAACGACACUGUACCUGCGUAAGAAGGUAAUAAGGUACCGUAUACAAGUGAGAGCUGCCUCAUCCAGUUACUAAUAAUUAACAUAAUCAUUAUGUAUAUAUGUAAAGUUUGUAUAAUGUUUGUACACUUUUUAAUAAAGCAAUAUCAUUUAUUA
Messenger RNA from Bicyclus anynana (squinting bush brown), 2290 nucleotides. RefSeq lists its product as uncharacterized. The coding region runs from base 146 to 1534 and encodes 462 amino acids. Gene Ontology annotation, molecular function: polyamine oxidase activity. The transcript is spliced from 9 exons. The record is from RefSeq and is a predicted model, not a curated record. Lineage: Eukaryota; Metazoa; Arthropoda; Insecta; Lepidoptera; Nymphalidae.